Molecule: messenger RNA, 442 nt
Organism: Mytilus trossulus (common blue mussel)
Lineage: Eukaryota; Metazoa; Mollusca; Bivalvia; Mytilida; Mytilidae
Product: protein cueball-like
Exons: 3
Coding region: 1-420 (139 amino acids)
Source: RefSeq, a predicted model, not a curated record
AUGGCUAAAAAGUAUAGACCAACAGCCGAUCAAAGAUGGCUGUACUACAGUAUCUAUCCCACACGUAGUUCAAUUAGACGAUCACGUUUAAAUGGUACCGGACCACAAGAAGUAGUAGAUGUUAACACAGAACAAGUAACUGGUUUGAGUAUAGAGUAUAAUCCUGAUAGACUGUUUUGGCUUGAAAGAAAGAGCGGUGAUGUAAAAUCUUCCAAUCUUAAUGGAUCUAAUAUUAUCAAAAUUGUCAGCACGAACGAAACACAUGCAAACAUAGGAAUACAUGUACAUAAUAGCGAUAUAUACUGUGCAAAUGGCAAACGAAUUCUACGGGUCAUAUUUUCAUCACCAACUAAAGCAAAUGUUAUAUAUUCUGAUACAGAGAUGAUUUAUGGUAUAAUGUUUUACCAGGAAAAAGGUUAGUGCGUAUCUAAUAUAACAGGGA